GAAGGAGGAGGAGGAGGAGGAGAAGGUGGAGGAGAGUGAAUCUGGAAUAGAACCUGAGGUCAGUUCGGAUGAAGAGCCAGCACUAUCAGCUGUGGAGGCAGAAGUAGUGUGUCACGUGUCAAAGGUGAUAGUGGUAAUUCAAACCAUCACCCCUGAGGAGCAACCAAUAACGCCAGAGAUCAAAAUGAAGAAGCCACCAGCUCCAAAGGUUGUUCCUGCAACUGAUGCAGAAAUGGAGCCACCUUUACAGCCACCUUUUCAGCCACCUUUCUUCAACAUCACUGAGAAACCGCCCUCCGUGACUGCUGUACCUAAACCCGUGGAGUCUGUUCACAGCCGCUCUUUUGAUGCUGAAGAGGAGGAACUAUGGUCUAAACCUCUGCCUAAACAAAAGGUGGAGAGAGCUUCUUCUGACAGAGAACCAAAGCCAAGGAGAAGCUCAGUGCUUCAGGUGAAGGCAGCCCCUAAGCAGCCAUCCAGGUCGCCAUCUCCUAAGCUCUCAGAGGAGGACUUGGAGCGCUACGUGGUGGAGGACGGGGAGAACAUCAAGAAGGAGAUGGCAGCAGUGAGGUACCGAUUGAGUGUCGACGCACAGAGGAACAACCUGAAGUUGUUAAACCAGGCAGACAAAAAUGCAGACAUUUCCUCCAAACUCUACCAACUGGCAAAGCACACUAUCAAGCGCUCUCUCAAUGCUGCUGAUCUGCGCCUGUCCUGCCUAAUGAGGAAGUAUAUUGCCCAUAAAGCACUGAUGCAAGUUAGGCACAGUCUACAUGUCCAGCUGCUGUCUGCUCGUGAGUUGAACGAUGGCCAGGCACUGAAUGAAGUGUACACCUUCCUGUCUAAACUGGAGGAAUAUGAGCGCGCGGUGAUGAAGCGCUUUAGCGCCAGGCAGGCUGCCACUGACGAGGAUCGCGUCAUGUACCUCACACGCACCACCUGCCUCUUUAAACAGAUCAGAGAGGAUUGUGGGGUGCGACUGAUCCUGCCGUACUCCAGCAGCUGUGACUCCCAGCGGCAGCCUUCUCUCUUCAUCAGGUCCCAGAGGCUGGUUGUGGGUCCAAGGCCGGGGUCACGGUCACGGUCACAGCCCCGGCUUCAGCGACCCCCCACCGCACCCGCCCGUCUGCAGCACCAGGGAUCAGAGGACAUCCCCCGAAUCAUGUGCAGCCGAGUGACCAGAGGCCCGGUGCAGAGCAGCGCGCCUCAGGCCACGCCUAUGUGGGACAUGAAGAGCAUGCUGCACAACAUGGAGCUGGCCCGCAAGACCCCCAUGCCGCCUGCCACCAUGCCCAUCCUGCCACGCCUGCUGGAGAUGGACAUCUCUCAGAGGAGAGUGAAAGCUCUCCGCAUGGCACAGUCUAGGAUGGCAGGUGCAGCCCCGCAGCCGGUGGCCGUAGGAGAUGCAUGGGUGGCCUGAACCCUUCUAACAGUGAGUGCACGCCCAGAUCAAUAAAGGGUACGCUAUACUCUAGCUCAAGCCUCUGUUGUGCUCUGUCCCUCUAACAGUGAGUGCACGCCCAGAUCAAUAAAGGGUACGCUAUACUCUAGCUCAAGCCUCUGUUGUGCUCUGUCCCUCUAACAGUGAGUGCACGCCCAGAUCAAUAAAG
This is a messenger RNA of Clupea harengus (Atlantic herring), 1610 nucleotides long. RefSeq lists its product as uncharacterized. Lineage: Eukaryota; Metazoa; Chordata; Actinopteri; Clupeiformes; Clupeidae. The record is from RefSeq and is a predicted model, not a curated record.